Molecule: messenger RNA, 480 nt
Organism: Solanum stenotomum
Lineage: Eukaryota; Viridiplantae; Streptophyta; Magnoliopsida; Solanales; Solanaceae
Exons: 1
Coding region: 1-480 (159 amino acids)
Source: RefSeq, a predicted model, not a curated record
AUGAGUUUAUUCCAAAUAGAUGUUCAAUUUCUAGGACAUCAGAUUUGUCAAGGGAAAGCUACCCCUAUUCAAAGAUCUAUUGACUUUGCAUCAAAGUUUCCUAAUCUUAUCACCGAUAGGACUCAAUUGCAAAGAUUUUUGGGAAGUUCAAAUUACAUAUCCCUUUUCUAUAAAAAUCUUUCUCGAGAUUUGGCUCCUUUAUAUGACAGGCUGAAGAAGAAUUAUAAAUCUCCCUGGACUGACAGUCAUACCGCUUUGGUUAAGGAUAUCAAGCUUCGGGUGCAAUCUUUACCUUGUUUAGCCCUGACCAACCCUGCUUGGCAAAAAAUUAUUGAGACGGAUGCGUCCAGUAUUGGUUAUGGUGGAAUUCUAAAGCAAAUUAAUCCACAUGAUAAGAAUGAAUAUCUAAUUAGAUAUUCAAUUCUGAAAAAUGGAAUGAGGCCCAGAAGAAAUGUUCUAUUGUGGCCCUUGAGAUGUUGA